AAAUGGCGUUUCGCGGCGUGAAAGGUGGAAGUGAUCCAUUUGCUUUAAAAACUUCUAGAUAUGAGCGUUUUGCUCAAAUGUCGAAACAGGAGCAAUUAAUAGAGCAAAAGAAGAAAGAAAUUCAAGCAAAGUUUGAAGAACAAAAGAAAAAAGUCACCGAAGAAGCCCAAAAAAAGGUCAAAAAUCCUCCCGGUUUACCAAAGCCAAAAGUUGUUGCUACAGUAGUGCAGCAGAAACCUAGCAAGAAACCAUACUGGAAAAGCAGUGAUCAGCGCUGGAAGAAGGAGAUGCCCGUUGCUAAUAAAUUUAAUGCACCACACAAGCUUGCCAUCAACCUCUUUUCGAACGAUGGGAGUUUCCUAGAUCAGUUCAAAAAGAUAUCUGGAGUUAAGGAACCGAAAGGUGAUAAACAGAAGGAAAGCGCAUCAUCUGAUGAAAACGCGGAAGCAAACAGUUUUGAAAAAGUGGGAAAUGACGAAAAGGAGAAAACGGGUGAAGAUCCUGGCAAGGCAGCAGACGCGGAGGAGAUCUUGGAGGGUCCGGUGCAAGGUCCGGUCUGGCAGGAACCUGAAGAGUCCCCCCCGCCGUCCAGGCCAUCCUCUCCGUACUCCCCCACCCGCGACACCACCCCUGACCCCGCCACAGAGGGGGGCAAUCCUCCGCCCGCUCGGGAGCCGGUCCCACCGCCCCAGACCCAGCCGAUCCCACAGCCGGGCCACUUCGAGUCCCACCCCCUGCUGCAGAUGAUGACCCCCCCGCCCAUGCCGAUCCCGCAGAUCGCCAUGUCCCGACCUCUCCAGAUAUCACAGCCGCCUCCGCCCUUCCUGUCGUACUCCACGCCUCCUCCCGGACUGCACAUCGUCCCCCCGCCGCCCAUGCCCCUGCCACCCCCCCUGCAUCCCAACACGUCCGUCGCCCCGCCCCCCAUGAGGCACCACCUGCUCCCCCCGCUGCAGAGCAUACCGCACCCCCUGAACAUCCCGCCCCCUCACCCCUUGCACGGCCCCCUCCGGCCGAACCUCAGCCUGCCUCCGCCCUUGAUGCGCCACCCGGGCCCGCCCAUGAUGCCCAUCGCGCCGCCCCUGAUGCAGCCGACGGCGGCCCCCCGCAUGCCCGCCGGCGUCGGAGUGUGUUCGACAGCGAUGGCGCAGGAUGAGGCCGUUCGGCAGCUGGCCAGAACUGUGGCGCAGUGUGGCGAUGACAUAGAGGACAUCAUCAAGGCGAGGAACCCGCGGGACCCCAGCAUAUGGUUUCUCCAUGAUAGAGAAAAUCCAGCAUACCGGGAGUACAGGUUUCUGGUAGACCAGUUCCGUCAGGAUAUAGAGAAAACUGCCGUCCCUAGGGAAGAGGAGACUACAGAAGUUAAGCAGGAAACCGUGAGAAAGUCCGAGUAUGGCAACACCAAUACCAGUGGUGAAUAUGGUAAAACCGAUUGUGAAUUCAGCAACAACGUUGGUGAAUACAUCACUGCCUCAGUAAAACAAGAAGUCUGUGUCAAAAGUGAAAAUUUUCAGCCAGAUGCAAACACUGCAGUUGAAAUCAAGAAAGAAUCAGAGGAAGAUGACAAUUCGAGGAACAGUGAUGGCAAGCGCUCCGGCGAGGAGGGGGAGGACUCGUCGGGCUCCUACCGGAGGAAGAAGCGACGCAGCCGCUGGGCCCCGGAGGACACCAAGGUGGACCUGCCGCCCGUGGGCAUGGCGGUGGCCCCGCAGCCAGCGGCAGGUACUGGCACACAGUGGAGUUCCUUUGAGUGCUUGCCGACUGGUACGUUCAACCCGCCAGGUACAGGUGGUGUAAUGCUUACAAAGGUAACUCGCACUGACCCUGCACUUGUUCAGUAUGCGAUUCAAGCCUUUGGAACCAGCUGCUUGACUGAGGAAGAUUGGAGGAAAGCUGAGGAUCAUUAUAAGAUCAACCUGCUGUACCAGGACAUGAUGCGCAAGAAGCAGGAGCUGGAGCGCCUGCAGCGGGCGGGCAGGUUCAAGUACGAGUACGACAGCGACGAGGAGACGGAGGGCGGCACCUGGGAGCACCGCCUGCGCUCGGCCGAGAUGGUGGCCACGCAGCUGUGGGCCGACGAGCUCACCAAGAAGGCCGAGGGCAAACACCACAUCGGGGACUUCCUGCCGCCCGACGAGCUCGAGCGCUUCCUGGAGAAGUACAGUGCUUUGAAAGACGGGCGCGAACCAGAUCUGUCCGACUACAAGGAGUUCAAACUGAAGGAAGACAACAUAGGCUUUCAGAUGCUUCAGAAGCUGGGUUGGACUGAAGGCCAAGGGCUUGGCUCGGAGGGCACAGGAAUCGUGGAUCCAGUAAACAAAGCAUCAACUCGUCCAGACAACCAAGGUCUUGGGAUAGAACGUCCUGAUGACGUGUCACGAGGAGAUGACGAAUACGAUGCUUAUAGGAAACGAAUGAUGUUGGCGUAUCGUUUCCGUCCUAAUCCACUGAACAAUCCUCGAAGACCAUACUACUAAACUGUUGGUUAUCUUGCAGAAGGUACAAGCAUUAUUGGACAUAUCCUCUUUUAGUUAUGUCCAAUAUUUUAAUUAUGUGAACAUUAUGUUGCACUUAUUUUUGUACAUAGUGUACCAUAUUUAUAUUAUUCCUUUUAACUUAAGUAUUCUAAGGGUAAUGUUGUUGUUUAUAUUACCUUACGAAGAAAAUGUUUAUUGCCAUGAAUGUUGUAGUAAAUUGAGUUCAUUUAAUGAGAUAAUAUUUGUGAAGAGUGGAUUAUUUAAAAUUUCGUAAAUCAUGUUCAGGGAAUAAAAAAAUUUGCAUUGGAAUAAAAAAUUUGUUGGUUGGAAAUUAUAUAAAUAUUAAAUUUUCAUUUAUCUGCUUUAGUAUCAUUAGCAAAAUAUUGUUUCCUGUUUCCAAUAGCAUGAACCUAGUCAUACAUUCUUGAUUUGUCGUUUUGAUAUGAAUGAUAGAAAGUGUUUGUUGUUUUACUUAUUUCUGUUCAAAUUUUAAUAUUUAUAUUAAAAAAUUCAGUUUAUAAAUUUUUAGGAGUAAAUGUGUCAGCUUUCGCAGUGUCUGUCAUGUUUGUUUUGUCUCUUUGGGUUAUUAAAUCACAAAAUUUUUGUUUUCAAAGUUAUGAAAUUUAACCAAAAUUCAAAAUAAGCUUUAACCAAGCAUAUAUUUGGUUCAAAAGCUGCUUUAUACCUGAAUAUGCCCCAUUCAUUCUACAGAAAUAGUAGUUACUGUGGUGCUACAUACCAAUGUGAAGGGGGAAAAAACUGGUAUUAUUUAACUUGGAUAUAGUGUAGGUAUUGUUUUUGUUAAAAAAAUGUUUUAUGAUACAAUAAAUAUUUUUUAAUGUAUGAAAUUUUAUCUAGAACAAAAA
Messenger RNA from Bacillus rossius redtenbacheri, 3343 nucleotides. Its product is annotated as SURP and G-patch domain-containing protein 1-like. Gene Ontology annotation, molecular function: RNA binding. The transcript has 12 exons. Lineage: Eukaryota; Metazoa; Arthropoda; Insecta; Phasmatodea; Bacillidae. Gene Ontology annotation, cellular component: nucleoplasm. Gene Ontology annotation, biological process: RNA processing. Bases 3 to 2477 code for a protein of 824 amino acids. The record is from RefSeq and is a predicted model, not a curated record.